Castor canadensis (American beaver) is the source of this 1010-nucleotide messenger RNA. It is a transcript of the gene Rims3, whose product is annotated as regulating synaptic membrane exocytosis 3. Lineage: Eukaryota; Metazoa; Chordata; Mammalia; Rodentia; Castoridae. The record is from RefSeq and is a predicted model, not a curated record. Gene Ontology annotation, biological process: calcium ion-regulated exocytosis of neurotransmitter; positive regulation of synaptic transmission; regulation of synaptic vesicle exocytosis. Gene Ontology annotation, molecular function: small GTPase binding; transmembrane transporter binding. Gene Ontology annotation, cellular component: presynaptic membrane; cytoskeleton of presynaptic active zone.
AUGUUUAACGGAGAGCCUGGUCCAGCCUCAGCUGGGACCUCCAGGAAUGUGGUGCGGAGCUCCAGCAUCAGUGGUGAAAUCGGCGGAUCCCAGCAAGCUGGGGGUGGGACUGGGACCACCACAGCCAAGAAGCGGCGCAGCAGCCUGGGUGCCAAGAUGGUGGCCAUUGUGGGCCUGACCCAGUGGAGCAAGAGCACACUGCAGCUCCCUCAGCCUGAAGGGGCCACCAAGAAGCUGCGCAGCAACAUCCGGCGGAGCACGGAGACUGGCAUCGCGGUGGAGAUGCGGAGUCGAGUCACGCGCCAGGGCAGCCGUGAGUCCACUGAUGGGAGCACCAACAGCAACAGCUCGGACGGCAUGUUCAUCUUCCCUACCACCCGGCUGGGAGCUGAAAGCCAGUUCAGUGAUUUCUUGGAUGGGCUUGGACCUGCCCAGAUUGUGGGGCGACAGACACUGGCCACACCUCCCAUGGGAGAUGUGCACAUUGCCAUCAUGGACCGCAGUGGCCAGCUGGAGGUGGAAGUGAUUGAAGCUCGGGGGCUGACCCCCAAACCAGGCUCCAAAUCCCUUCCAGCUACCUAUAUCAAGGCUUACCUGCUUGAGAAUGGGGCCUGCUUGGCCAAGAAGAAGACCAAGGUGGCCAAGAAGACCUGUGAUCCCCUGUACCAGCAGGCUCUGCUCUUUGAUGAGGGGCCCCAGGGCAAGGUGCUACAGGUGAUUGUGUGGGGAGACUAUGGCCGCAUGGACCACAAGUGCUUCAUGGGCAUGGCCCAGAUCAUGCUGGAUGAGCUGGACCUGAGUGCUGCGGUCACCGGCUGGUACAAACUCUUCCCCACUUCUUCUGUGGCCGACUCUACACUCGGAUCCCUUACCAGGCGCCUGUCCCAGUCCUCCCUGGAGAGUGCCACCAGCCCCUCAUGCUCCUAAAGACCUUGCUCAGGACAGGACGAGAGGCCAGGGUGGUGUGAGAAGGGAGCCUGCUGGCCUCACCUUCCCCCCUGUACAUAGUC